Molecule: messenger RNA, 2076 nt
Organism: Glycine soja
Lineage: Eukaryota; Viridiplantae; Streptophyta; Magnoliopsida; Fabales; Fabaceae
Exons: 2
Coding region: 1-2076 (691 amino acids)
Source: RefSeq, a predicted model, not a curated record
AUGGGUUUGAAUGUGAAGGACAUUCAAAUUCGUUUGUUCAAAGUGGUUCAAGAUUCAGCCAAGUCUAGUUACUCAUUUAUGCGAAGGCAUCCACUGGUUUCAGGUGCUUCAUUAGUAUGCUCCAUCCUAUAUGCAUUCCUUUCUUAUAUUUACAGCUUCUUGGUUUGCAUGUCCCCUUUCCUUGUUUGUGCUGUUAUUUUCAUUAAAAUCUUUUGGAGUUCUGAGCAAACUCAACUCAAAUAUGUCAAAACAAAGGAGGAAAAAGGAGGGCAGAAAAAGGUUGAACCAAAAUGUCCAAAGAUACCAAAUAAUAGGAGACCUGAGAUGCUUUGUAAGUAUCCAUCACAGAAUGCCACAAGUAAAAGGAGAAACUUUAGUGACAAGAAUUGGGAUGUAUAUGGUGGUUUAGAGGAUAAGGCCAAGGAUUUGUCAGCAGUUUUUCAUAAUGAGUUCACCAAAAGAAACAUAGAGAACAAAGGGGCCAGAUCUUUUGAGAAGGGAGAGAGUUCUCUGGAUAAUAGGUUGUCAGCAAAAAAAACUCAGGUUCCUAAGAGGCAAAUCUUGAGAUCUGAACCUUCAAUGGUUGACUUGGUGGAAUGUGGUGAUUUAGAGAUAGAGAAAAAGAUAGAGGAUGGAGAUGAUGAGGAUGGGGAAGAAACACAGGAGGAAAGUAACAAGGCUAUCGAAUGGACAGAAGAUGAUCAGAAAAAUCAUAUGUAUCUUAGGAAUUCAGAAAUGGAAAGAAACAGAAGGAUGGAGAGUCUCAUAGCCAGAAGAAGAGCAAAAAAACUAUUCAAGGGGCAGAUUGAGAAGGGUCAAAUUGAUAAAAAGUCAAUGGCACCAGUGCUUACCAAAAGAAGAAAUCACUUAGAUUCUUCAAAGGAUUUUGAUGAUGGCUUAGACAUGCCUGGUUCUGCCCCAUCUUUUAUGCCAAGAAGUCCUUAUGAUAUUCCCUAUGAUCCUUCUGAGGAGAAGCCUAACCUCACAGGAGAUAGUUUCCCUAAAGAAUUUUCUAGUCAGAAGGAUAUGCCAUUUAGCAGGCAUGGAAGCUUCAGUUCAACCCAUCUUUUCCCAUCAGAAACCAAACAUGACCAUGGAGCUAGAGAGCACUAUUACUUUAAUAAAGGAAGCAAAUAUUCUGACAGACUUGCAUACUCAAGAUUCAGAAGGCAUCAUACAGAUAAGGGAACUCAUGACUGGCUAAUUGACCAGUUGAUAUACAAUGAAGGUGGUGAAAAUGGAUUGCAAAUACCUAAUACACUAACAAAUGGAGAAGAAUCAACACAUGAGGAGGAUAGAAAAUGUAAAACUGAUGGGGAAAACAUGAAAGAUGAGAAUGAUCAUGAAACAAAAUCCAUGUCAGGUCAAAUAAGUGAGCCAGGAUCAGAUAGAUCACGGCCAUGGCCAACGUUUCCUAAGCCUCACAGGAGGCUCCUUACUUUUCCGGUAUCUACUACUGCUACUACUCAUACUACUAACAUAAAUGAAGCUUUGUAUGAAACUGUCACAUCUAUAGUUGAUAAGAGGCAAGAAAGUAUAUUUUUAACCCAUGGGAGAAUUUGUCACACCCCAACAUAUUCUGUAGCUUCUGACUUACAAGUGGAGGUUUCUGAAGUUGGUUCGCCAACAUCAACAGUUGGUGAGAAUGCUGAGACUAACUCAUCCAUUGAUAGAGACUCUAUACUGUAUGAUGGGGACAUUGAUAGAGAUGUUAGUUCUGGUAGUGAAGAGUUGUGGGGAGCCUCAUUCCAUGGAGGAAAAGAAGCACAAGGAGUUAGAAGUGAGGCGGAUGAUAAUGCCGAAGUUAACAACAAUUCAAAAGAUGUUGUCUCGUCAACUACUCCGCGACAUAUAGAUGAAAAUGAAGCUGAUGUGAGCUCAAUGUCCUCAAAAUCUGAUGUGCCUGAAGAUACUCCAACUCAUGCAAGUCAUCAUAACUUCUUUGGUUAUAUGAAACAUCCCGUGAGGGAAACUGAAGCACCACAAUCUUCCAAUUCUUCUCAUGCUUUGGAUCAAUUACCCAAUGAAACACACUCAGAAAGACCAGAGGCGAGUCACUUUGGUACUAUUAUGUAA